AUGUCAAAUGUCAUCUCUGUCAACCCAGCCAACCUGGCCACAUCAACCAUUGAUAGCACAGUCAAUUACAUCAUCACCCAGGUUUUUAUUGUGCAUGACAUUUUCACCAAGCUCAAAGAAAUCCAUAUGCUUCACAAGGAGAAUGGACAACUGGAGAUAUAUUGCCAGUGCAAGCCAACCAUGAGCAAGCCCAUCAAGAUGGACACCCUUGCAGCUCAGAAGUGUCACCUUGAGUUUGAGAUCAAGAGGGUGCACAAUGCCUGCACACAGUAUGAGCCCACCACUGACCAGUCCUGGAACUUGCUGGAAAAGGCUUGUCAAGAGGUGCCCCAGGACACCGCAGGUGUGACCCACAUCACUUGCACUGAAGUGGUCAUGCUGCAGUAUUUGCUCAAUGCCAUUGCCUGCAAGAUGGAUCAUCUUCAGCAACGGCUCAGCGAGGCAUCCAAGAUGGAUCUCAAUCAUGAACUUGUGGCUCUCAACUGGCACAAUGUGGAGCUGUGA
This is a messenger RNA of Dacryopinax primogenitus, 504 nucleotides long. RefSeq lists its product as uncharacterized. Bases 1 to 504 code for a protein of 167 amino acids. NCBI's taxonomy places the organism in Eukaryota, Fungi, Basidiomycota, Dacrymycetes, Dacrymycetales, Dacrymycetaceae. The transcript has a single exon. The record is from RefSeq and is a predicted model, not a curated record.